AUGGGUGACCUCGUCGGCGACGGGGCCGCGCCGGCGGCGGCGGAGCCAGCACCGGCAGCGGCAGCUUGUAGAUGGACGAGGCAGAAGGACAAGUUACUGGAGACGCUGGUGGCGCGAUGCGCCAUGAACCGGCAGUGCGUGGGCGGCUGGGACGCCAUCGCCGCCGCCUUCGGGGACGACAGGACGGCGGCGCAGGUGGAGCAGCGGUACGGGGAGAUAGCCGCGGAGGUGAGACGCGUCAUGGAGGAGCCCUGGGAUGCGGAAGACCCUGCAAUUGCAGCAGCAGCCGCCGCCGUGCCGGCGGCGCCGGUGAAGCAUGCAGCGGCGGGGCCGGGGAGCGAUGGCGGCGGCGAGGAGGGGAAGGUGGUCGUGGAGAAGAAGUCAGGGAUAUGGAGUGAGGAAGAGCACCGGCAGUGCCUACGAGGGAUUGAAGAGAUCGGGCACGGUCGUUGGACACAGAUAUCGAUAGAGUAUGUUCCAUCAAGGACACCGAUACAAAUUGCCAGCCAUACCCAGAAGUAUUUUCUCCGGAUGGCCAAGCCCAAGGAGGAUCGCAAGAGGAAGAGCAUACACGACACCCCCUAUCAUCUUCAUCUGCCUAAUGCUGCUGAUGCUCACGCUCACCAACAACAACAAUAA
Messenger RNA from Oryza sativa Japonica Group (Japanese rice), 639 nucleotides. RefSeq names its product transcription factor MYBS1. Gene Ontology annotation, molecular function: DNA binding. NCBI's taxonomy places the organism in Eukaryota, Viridiplantae, Streptophyta, Magnoliopsida, Poales, Poaceae. The record is from RefSeq and is a predicted model, not a curated record.